Misgurnus anguillicaudatus (oriental weatherfish) is the source of this 2475-nucleotide messenger RNA. It is a transcript of the gene polr2m, whose product is annotated as RNA polymerase II subunit M. The record is from RefSeq and is a predicted model, not a curated record. Gene Ontology annotation, molecular function: transcription elongation factor activity. Gene Ontology annotation, biological process: transcription elongation by RNA polymerase II; intracellular signal transduction. Gene Ontology annotation, cellular component: intracellular anatomical structure; nucleus. Lineage: Eukaryota; Metazoa; Chordata; Actinopteri; Cypriniformes; Cobitidae.
UUUUAUGACGUUGUCAUCGCUGGCUUCAAUGGCUUCGCCUGUUUUGACACAUGGCGGCAUUUGUGGAUAUGUUGCGUUGUGUUAUUAUAUUACAGAUAUACAGGGGAUAUUACAGAGUGCUGUGUCAGUAGUUGUUUUUAUGACCGGUUUCUUUGAUCAUGGCUGCAUCGUGGACAGCGCCGCAGGGGCAAGUGGGUGAUUUGAGCAGCAAGAGUAAAGAUGAGCUCCUUGAGAUACUGUCACGACAACAAAAGUUACUUUCUAAUAAGAGAUUCAUUCGGAGCCUCCCAGAUAAAGGAAAGAAGAUUGCUGACUUUGUGGAGAAAGUCAACCUUGCUCUCGGACAUCUGGAUGAACAGGAGAGAAAACAAGCUAGUUUAAUCUCCGCCCGGGCAGAGUUUCAGGCUAAAUAUCAGCAAGCCCUUUCUAAGCGAAGUACAGAUAAGAAUUUAGACUCUGAUUUGCACACCCCGUCCCAUGUCGAAAAUAAAGCUUAUGAUGCACAUAACAUACAGGAAAAUAGUUUGUUUGACCAUAAUGAGUCUUCGACAUCCCAGCCACAGGCUGCUGCUGAAACACUUGUAACAGCAAGUGAAAAUGACAAACUGCAGAUGAAGGACACAGAGCUUGUGGAGGCAUUUGGACGAUUUUCACUUUCCCAAAGUAAAAAUGGCCCAAAAGAAGACAUCGUUAAAAACCCUAGUCUGGGUUCUCGACAAAUGAAAAAGUCACAUUAUGUAGAAGUCCUAGAGAAAAGUGGAAAUUUAAGGAAGGCCAGAUUCAAACCAAACCAAUUAGCAGUUAAAUCUGAGUCCUCAUCACCUAGUCACAGCUCUGGUAGCACCACACCACUUACUGCAGAGGCCAGAAGACUGCAAGACAGAAAGCACCUGGAUGACAUCACUGCAGCUAAACUUCCACCCCUGCACCACACUCCUGCCCAGCUACUGUCUUUAGAGGAGUCAGCUGCCCUUCAGCAAGAUCAGACCAGAAAAUAUCAGGAGUUGCACGCCAAGCAAGCUGCCCAGAAGCUGGCAGAUGGUCUAAGUAUCAGGAUGGAGAGUUUCAACCCAGAAAGAGACCCACUGGCAGCCUACAGAGAGGUGCAUGAUGAUGGGGCCCAGCUUUCCUCUGAGGAGGACUAAAUUGUGGGGCCCUACAGGGAGGGCACUGGCUUAGUGAUAAGUUUGGCCCCUUGCCCUGGACCAGCUCUAGGCCAAGAGCCCAUGCUUCAGGACCCUGGAGAGAGGCUUUCAGUUUGGGGACAAGAGAUGGGCUCUUCAUGAACUGCACUGACAAUGUCUUCAGAUAGAGAGCAGCUUUUGCCAAUGAAGUUAAAAAACAUCAGGUUGAAUCAAGUGUUGGGUGAUUGUGUCCAUGGAAAAUCUCUCAGCUGUUAUAGAUUGUCUUGGCAAACUGAUGGGAAAAAUCUCUGUUUAGACUUAAGAAAUACCACACCUUGAUUGUCUAGAAUAAUUUAAUUGUGAGCUUUUAUGAGCCAUGCCUUCAAGGGUGUGGUUUAUUGAUAAUAUUAUAAUAUUUUUGUAUGACCUUCCUUAAUGUUUAUUCAAAACAGGCAUUUGAUAUAACUUAAACUUUUGACUGACUUUCUGAAUUGAAUAACGGAAACCACGGUUUUAUAAACUAAAGGUGGAAGCACUUAACGCUCUUUUUUUGUUUGUCUGCAGCAUUGUUUUGUUAACCGCUUCACUGGUUUGAUUGAAACAACGAGCAAGUCGUCGUUUGAAGGCAGGGAUGUUAUCAGUGUUGAAAUCUGUGACAUGCUUCAGAUGAUUAAUAUAUGUAAUGUAAAAUAUUGAGGCUUGAAGGAAUUAGACCAAUUGGUGGAGUACAUCUGGACUGCAUUUAGAUCGUGUUACUGCUUUAUGUGGCAGUGCAUACUGGGAUGACAGAGAGACAGAUAGAUGUGAUGUAUGGUAAAUAAAAUUUCAAAAACAUUGAUACAGAUAAGAGGUGAAACCAUUCAUAGCAUUUGCAAUUUGGUAUUUCUAUUCUCAUGAUAGACUAAAUAUUUUAAUCAGGAAUCUUGAUACAAAGAGAAAAGAAAGAAGUUUCAUGAGGGUAUGGGUGGAGGGAAAGAGAGGAAAUUCAAAUCUGUGCUGUUCUGAGGUUGAUGACCUGUGAUAACCUCUGGUAAUUGCUUUUGCUCGUUGAUGGGAACCGCUGCCUCGAACAGAAAAAACACAAACCUCACACAUCUGGUAGGUUAGUGUUUAGACACUGCGUGUGACGAACUCCAGAGUGUCUUACCCAGACGUCCAAUGAUAAAUAUGUCAGACUUGUCCAGAAAGGAUCUCUUCUGUACUGGUAUUAAUUAAAUCUACCUUACUUGCAGAAGAAAAGAGACUGCUAUCAAUUACACACUGGAUUUUUGUACUGAGCAGUGUCUGGACCUGAACAUAAAGUCAUGAGUACGUAGAUAUGCCUGACUUGGAAUUAAGGCAUCACUUUGUA